UAUUGGAUUGCUCUCUGUGUUCCCGUGUGAACGAGCGUCUCACACCAUCGCCGUGAGCCAUGGAUGAACUUGAGGAGAAGCUCACGGCCUACACGCAGCAGCUCGAGCAGGUGGCCGAGCUCGAAGCUUCUGACCCCUCAAACGCCGGCUUCACCAAGCUCAGGACCGAUCUGGAGGAAGUCAUCAGGCUCACCAAAGGGCUCCUCGAAGAAGCGAAGGGCACAUCGGCGCUACCCGCCCCUGAGCCCGCAGCAGCACCAGCAUCAUCCGCUACCCCAAAACUUGAAGCCGUCCCAAUCGGGAAGUGGGAGCCUGUUGCCGCCCCUGCCCCCGCCCCAGCAGACGCACCACGAGAAGGCGGCAAAAAAGGAAGGGGAGGGACGACGGCGCUGGCGGCGAAACAAGGGAGUUCAACGACAGGCGUGUUCGGGGUUGGAGCAAGAGUAGAGGUGCUCUCGGCUGAUAAGUGGUACCCUGCGGUGAUUGACAGCGUUUCGGAAGACGGACAGGACUUCGGGGUGACCUACAUGGGCUAUGGCACGGAGGGGACGGCAACCAUCACAACACUCCGGCAGAUCACACGAUCCCCGAGGCCAGUGGCGGCAGCGGCGGCUGUCAAAGGACUCGAGUGCAGGGCGCUGUACGUGGGGGACGGAACGUACUACGACUGCACGAUCCAAGAGGUUACGGCGAACGGGUACAAAAUCGUCUUCCCCGCGUACGGAAACGUGGAGGAGGUUCCGCUAGAGUACCUGCAGAAGAAGGUCACGAUGUCCCUAGCCAAGAGACGACGACGAAGCCGACAACAAGUGUCGCGUGCCGUAACAGGCGAAGCAGGCAGAGGCGCAGGCAGAAGCAGACGCGUCUUUCGCCAUCCCGGAGAGCCUUCGGUUACGAGAGGGCGACUCCGAGGCGGAGCGGGAUCGAAAACGCAAGAAGGUCAAGGCGCUGAAGUCCCCGGUCGUUUCAAGAUCAAGCAGAAGGACGCCGUAGUGAACAAUAAGCAGGCGUCGUGGCAAGCGUUUCAGACGAAGGGGGCCAAGAAGAAGACGAAGGGGAGCAUGGCCGCGGUGUCGCUGAAAAAGGAGUCAAUUUUCGCCUCACCGGCGGGUCUCGAGGGGAAGGUAGGGGUAACAGGGAGCGGGCAGGGGAUUACGGAGCAGGCCACCCGCAAGAAACACAAGACGGUAAAAUAGUAGGCACCACGCACUGCAGCAAUUUUGUACGAGUAGCACGACUUGCAUGGGUGCCAAGCCUUCGCACAUUUUGUGGGAACGCCGCCGGAUGUGCUUGCUAUAGAGAUGGCAACGACAUGUAGUCCUUCGGAAAAGACAUGGAGUACUGCCGUGCUGUACGAAAGCACCGCUCUCCGUGAAGAGUGCGUGAUGAUGUUUUGUCAGGCUUGGACAAUCUUGGGUUCGAAUAGCUGCGUAAAAACACAAAAUGUGAAAAUGGGAGGGUCAAGUGUUUGCCGAUCGCGAGGUAGGGGAGUUUGAAAGGGAGGGUCAGAGGCAUUAGAUUUUCCGUUUUCAGCUUGCUGACGCUUUGUUUUUUGUCGAAAGUGGAUAGCGCCGACAUGAUCUCAUCGUGUUGAGUGUAUCGAAGCGAAGGCAGCAAAGUUGCACGACCAAUAGGAGAGAGAUGAAUUUCGGACCUCCUCUGUAUGCGUAGAACCCAGAGACGCUACAAUACACGCGGCCUGGCUGGCAGCUGCACGCUGCGUGGGGGGGAGGCCCGCUGACUCAUGCGUUCGAGGUUCCUUGCCGUUCGAUUUGAACCAACCGACGAGGGGAGGUGGGCGACAAAGAUAGAGGGAGGUAUGCUUCUAAAGCGCUCUUGAUGCUGGACACCACAUGGAGCCCUGCUUGCUGCUGCAUACACCUUGCUCAUAUUCAGCCUUCGCGGUGGUGUGGAUGGAUGUGCAUAUGGGAUUUGUUGGUGCCCCCGCAAACUUUCACCCACAUUCGGUAUAUUUGUGGGUCCUGGCUGAUGCGCAGUUUACUUGUACACGGUAACAACUGUUAGUGCAUGGUGGGUAAUGCAGUCCGUCCGUCUGCCCGCUCGUCCACAGCAGUGGAUGCCAGGCAAGA
This is a messenger RNA of Ectocarpus sp. CCAP 1310/34, 2090 nucleotides long. The record is from the annotation of a GenBank genome assembly. NCBI's taxonomy places the organism in Eukaryota, Phaeophyceae, Ectocarpales, Ectocarpaceae.